Plenodomus lingam JN3 is the source of this 1827-nucleotide messenger RNA. NCBI's taxonomy places the organism in Eukaryota, Fungi, Ascomycota, Dothideomycetes, Pleosporales, Leptosphaeriaceae. The record is from RefSeq and is a predicted model, not a curated record.
AUGGAGAACGUGAUACCCGACGACUCGCCGCUGGCCGAGUUCCUUGAAGGCAAAGGCCGCGGAGGCUCUCGUCCAUCGUCACCAACGCUCUCCCACUCCUCCGACUCCCCCAGCUUCGCCCCUCGAGGCCCCUCCACCCUGCAAACGCGGAUUAGAGACAAGUUGCCACAGCCACUGCGGAUCCACGAGCGCCAUGGCUCUAUUGCGCGCAUUCAUACGGCAUGUUCGAAGGCAGUAAACUCGCGGCUUGGGCGCGCAGAUAACGAGCGCUUCCUCGAACAUUUUCGCUAUCUUGUAGUCGCCUCGCAGCUCUUGGGCGAGCAGGGCAGCUUGCGCACCUCAUCUAUUCCCAGCUUCGCAGCCCACGGACGUGCGGGCCCGCAAGAGUUCAAGGCCGCAACCAUAAGCCCUGCUGGCGCAGCUCUCACAGGAUCGACCGCCUUCAUUCUGGUAUGGCUGGUGCAUUGGUCGCGCCGCCAGGCCCGAUUCAGCAAGGGAAGAGCCACGCUGGUGGUGAUGGCAUUCGCGGUUGUUGCGACCGCCGUCUACACCUACAUGCGGCGCCAGUGGCUGCAGUAUUUACGCCAGGAAGCGGUGGAAGGCGCAUCUGCUCUGGUCACAAAUCUACAGGCAUUUGAGGCCUCAACUUCGUCGGCGCUUGCGCUGAUACAAGAGGUGGAGCUGGUAUCACGGGGCUACCGACUUUGCCCCUUACCUCCCAUCUCAAGGAUGGAAGAGAGAGGGCAAUCCAGGCGCUGCCAGCGGCUGCGACGUAAUCUCCAAGCAGCUUUCGCCGAGGUCAUACCCAUUCUCGCUGAGCAAUGUGGUAUUCUGAAACAACUCAUACAAGAGGACGAUCUGGAAAAGUAUCUCGAUGUCUACGAAAUCAGCAACCCUGAUUUGCAAGAAGCGGCGCAGGGUUAUUCUGCAUCUGAAUUUGACGACGCCGAAACCCUCAAAGCGCUGCGAACCCUGCAAUACCGCCUGUCUACCCUGCGAAGAGUCUAUCUCUGCUCACUCUUAGCUCUUGAAGCAGACGGUGGGAAGCCGGAUUUCUCUCGAUGGUCAAGUGUUGUAGAGUCGAUGCUGAGCCUAGCUCGACCGGUCGGUCAGUGGAGCGAGAAAUUCAACCGUGUACUGAGUGAGGAAGAGCAGUUCAUACUACCUUCACCCAACAAAAUAGCACCAACACCAGGCCGAGAGAAGAUUCGCAACUCAGUCCGCAAACUAUCAGGACUAUCACAGGGCAUUCGGGGGCUGCAAGCUAAAAUGCAAGUGCUGAGAGAAGAAACAAAUCGCAGUUUGGAAGACACAGAAGAUGUCACAGAGCUUGGUCAUCACCUCAUGGCACAAUACGACUCCAUCGGCGCUGAUCUAAAGAGCCUGAUGCAAGCUUGGGAGGUUGGUAAGAACGCUCUUGCACUUAACAUUGAUAGACAAGAACGGCGCAUCUCCUUGGCCUCAUCAAGUGGUUUGCGCUCCCCUGUCCCAAGCUUGGGCGGCUUAACGGCCGUUGAUGAAGGCAGUCCAUCCGAUGCGCUCCGUGCGCUGAAUGGGGGUCUGUUAAGUCCCCAGCAGAGCGCUCCGUCUAGCGACCAGGGAAGUACAUCGGACGAUGAAAUCUUCGAAGCCAUCGCCAUUCCUAAAACGCGAGCCACCAUGUCGCGAGAAGAAAGAAUGCAAAAAAUACAGGAUGACCGGGUACGGCAAGCAUCAUUACGCGAACAGCGCGAAUCAAAUACCAACAUGUUAAGAGAGCUCGAAUCAGUCAUCAACCUACGGCCGCACAGAGCUACAGGGCAUGGUGCGCGAGUCACGAGCCUAUGA